AUGCUCUCCGGACCAGACACUAUGGUCCGCGGGCUUCGCAAGUGGGCAAAGAGCGUGCAGGACGGACUCUUUGCCGCCCUCUAUGCCAUGCACCAGGCCCGAUCGCCACCACCGGCGUGGCGGGCCGCCGCAGUGUUCACCAUUGAUAUGGCCCAGCUGAUGGCCUUUGCCUUUCACGCUGCCUUUCCCAUGGCGCACUCGCCGACGGAAGCGCUUGCCUCAUCAGUCCAUCCCGAUGUCGACGAUCUCUCCAUAGUCUCACUCGCCUUGGUCCUCCUCUCGCGACCGAUGUUCCUCGCUCUCGGCGGUGUUGUGGUCGUCUUCCUCCUCGCUGUCUUUGGCAAUCUUCUAGCUGUCAUGCACGCCUUCUCCACUGGACGCGGCGCCCAGCUCACCUGGCCCAUCACCACCCUCAACAUAUUUGUCAUGCCCACCCUCACCAUCUUCUACAUUCCCAUCAUUCAGCUGCUUCUCAUUCCGCUCGCAUGCGUCGCCACCGAGGGCCCCGACGCCGCCCAUUCGUACGGCUGGCUCCUCGAUCCCGACACAAAGUGCUACACCGGGUGGGGGCUCGGCCUGGCCGUCUCCGCCGCCACCAUUCUUGUUGCCCUGCUUGCUAUGGCCCUGCCUAUGGCCCUUGUCUACUUUGAUCCGCGGCCGCACUCACCCGACGUCUUUGCCCGCCCGCUCGGCCGCUGCUCCCUCCUCCUCCUCACCGCAAAGUCGAUCAUCGCCGCCACCUUUCGCAUCCCACCGCCCGACUCGCUCGCUGAGAUCAAGGCUACAAUCAUCGUUGUUGUCUUUGCCUUUCUCCUCUACUUUCACCUCACUCGCCUGCCAUACUACUCGGCCACAACCAACACUGCCGUCGGUGCCGCCUACGGUGCGCUUCUCGGUGCUGCCGUUGGUGCCGCCAUCGCCGUUGUCAAUGCCUCACGCACCGCGUCAUGGCCCAUCUACCUCAUCCCGUCCUCCGCCCUCGCUCUUGCCCUGGCUGCCGCUGCCCUCGUCCGCCUCCGCCUCUCUCGCCUGGAAGCCAGCAUCUGUCGUCGCCUCGAUCGUCUCCCAGAGUGGGUACAGGCCCUCCAGGCCAGCGCCACAACCGUUCCUCUUAGUGACACGGUCUUCUCACUUCCGCAUGCAACUCAAAUUGAUCCGCUAAGUGGCGACACCGCCGCUGCCGCAGAGGCUGCUCGUCUCGGUGCCGCCCUCCGCCGGUCGUUUCUCUCCUCGCCGCGCGCUGUCGAGCGUGCUGUGCGUAUUUACCUCAGCGCUCGCGUGCGAGCUGCCCAUGCCUCGGAUGCUGCCUCGGAUCCAGAUGAUCCGCUUGCCUCGCUCCAUGCCCUUGCCAAGGUAUACGACCACCAUGCGGCGGCGCUCUUUGAGCUUGGCACCGAGCUGUAUCCGCAAUCGACCGUCGUCCGCGUCACCUACGCACUCUACACCACCGCCUUUUCGCCCCAGGCCGCCGCCGCCGCCCUCACUGCCGCCCGUGCCACCAAGAGCAUGACUUCGUCACUCGAUGCCCGCUACGCCGUCUACGCCUUUGAACGCUCGCUUCUCAACGAGGCCCGCGGCGGUGGUGCUGUCCACGGCGGACUGGACGUCGCCUCGUUUGUCGAGUUUGAGGAGCACUUUAACGUCGCCUCUAUCGCUCAUCGCCACGCCCUCUCGCUUACCCAUCGCCUCUGGGUCCUCAUCCAGGACGCUGACGUCGACGCCGACGCCUUUUCUGACCUCGUAUCGGCCCUCACUGCCGCCAGGGCCGCCGCCAAAGCCGCCUACGCCCAGCUUCUCACCCGCUUCUCGUACUCGUAUGAUCUUCUGAAUAUCUACGCCGACUUUGUCGAGCACUUUGAUCGCAACUAUGAGGUGGCCGACGCCUUCCGCGCUCGUGCAGAGUCAUACGCAGCUGCAGCCGCCAACGAUAAGGCCGGCCGCUCUGUCGCAGAGGCCUCGGCCUCGUGUCGGUCCGCCUCUCUCAGUUCAGAGGGUGUGCCCAGCGCGAGUCACUCCCGCCGCGGCUCAGUUUCAUCGCUCCCAGGCUCCUCGCGGAUGCGGCAAAGCUACCACGCGGUCAUUGAUCGCAAGAUUUCGCGGGCCUCAGUCGCUCUCAACGGUGGUCGCGCGUCCAAGUUCCAACGCUUGGUCAUCGGCUCGCCAACGCGAGACUCGACACCGCCACGAGGCACUUCAUCUCACCGCAUUAUCCACGCUCGCACCUCUUCCCGCACCCGUCACCGCGCCUCUGCCAGCGUUUCGACCAGCGGCCACCAUCCCAUCAGGAGCAGCUCCUCGUCGGCGUCCGGCGUUUCCAAAUUGUCGCCUUCUAGUGCCACCUCUGAUACCGAAGCACGACGCCGGAGGCGGCCUCCCGGCUCCCGCCGCUCGCUACCGUCAUCGCCGCCGUCCGUGCGGCCCCGACCGGCGUCUGCCUCGCCGCAUCGGGCAGAAGCUGGUGUCUCGUCCGUCACUCGCCAGACACUGGUGGCAACAUCCUGGACUGAGUCGUCUGCCCCGUCGAUCGUCGACCGCACCAACGCCAGUUUGUCCGAGAGCAGCUCUCGGGUUCCCCAGUCCACCGGCCGCCGACCGCGCGCUGCCCUUUUCUCCCGCAAUAGCUUGUCUUCGCUCCGCAGCUCCGACUCGGGAUCGCAAAGUGGGAUUUCGUCGCCCAUUUCGUCGGGCAUUGCCCAUCAGACCCUGCGCCGGUAUCGGGCUGCCCGGCAACGCGCGCUCUCUGCCAAGUCACGCGCUGUGCUCCGCCUCCGCUGGUCGCUCCGCGUCGCAUCGGCCGUUCUUGGCCUGCUCUUUGUCAUCGGCUUUGCUUUUCUUAUUGCGCAGUACAAGGACUUUGACGAAAAGCUCCGUAUGAUGAACACGUACGGUCGCAUGCGCAAGCUCUCGCUCUCGAUGGAUCUCCAUACAACACAUGUUCAGCAAGAUUUCGCCUCGCGGAUCGACCGUGACCAUGCCGCCGAGCAUGCUGGUGUCCUCGCCACCCUCGCGGACACGCUUAGCGACCAUAUGUCCCGAAUGUACCGCAAAACGUAUGGCUCGGCACGACUUUCAUCGCCUCAACUGGACGCCCUCUGGCGCUCACCGUACAUCCCGGUCAUUUACGCCGUGCACAAACCGACUUCUGGCACCGUCGUCCGUACCACGCGACAGCGAUCUCUCUGGGACGCCGGUGCCGAGCUGAUUGCAUCUGUUCGCUCUGUGGCCUCCCGCCCCCUGGCCCCCUGGCCUAUCUCCGUGUCGAACAUCGACUCGGACGUCCUUUUUGUUCGUGACAACAUCCGCGGCUUUGGUGGUACUGGUGAGCUUGGUGCCGCCUUUGGUCGCGGCGGCGCUCUGUUUGUGGCCAGCAUCCGCGCCGCUGUUAACUCGCUUCGCACAACACAGCUCGUGGUGUGCAUUGCCUCUGUAGUCACCGUCAUCAUUAUUGGUGGUGCUGUGCUCUACCCGUCGCAUCGAGCACUGCGUUACGAGCAACGAGAGUCGUUCCGUCUCUUCUCCACCAUCCCACCAGCCAUCGCCGCCGAGGUCUCGAACGAGUUCUCGACAGCGCUUGCUGACUUUGAUCAACGCCACGCCCAGCUCUCAGACACCAACGGCCCCACUGACGGUCUUGACGCCGGCAUGCUGAGCAUUCAUAUCGACGCGGAUGUGUCUUCCUGCGACUCGACCAUCGACGGCAACGGCUCGGACACCGGCGGAGCAGGCUCGGGCGGAACAGUCCUGUCAAGCUCACACAACGCCGCAGCCGCGCGGAGUCGACUGCGCCACGCCGGCAUCACUUCGGGCGGUCGCCUUUCCAUACUCCAUCGAGUCUUCUACCGAAUCACUGGUGCAUUGGUGGUUCUGGCAACAUUGUCGUUAGCGUUUCUUGUUGUAGGCUUGAUCUACGCCUCUUCGGUCCGCUCGCACGGGUCCACUAUCAACAAGGCUGGCAUCCGCCGGUACCACGCCGCUGCCAUUCAUUUCAGCGCCUACCAACUCAGCAUCCACGCGCAACGUGCUCUUGGUAUCAACCCACUCAAGACAUCCAUCUCCGUCCCCGACAUCGAGAGCGUCCGAGGUGCACUCGUCGAAUCAGCCAAUGCUCUCUGGGACGCGCACAUGUUUGUCAAGUACGGCAACGCUGCAGCGGCCGGUACCGAUGGCCAGUUUCCCGCCCUUGACAAUCUGAUGUACGCUCGCGGCCUCGACACCUUGCUUGCAGGCUAUGUUAGUCAGGCCCAUGCGCUUCACACGCUCUCGGCCAACCUCACCUCAACCAAUGCCUCGCUGGUUGUCCACGACGUCGCGGACGAGCUUGCUGCGCUUGAAGAUAGCCAGCUUAAUGCCCUGCUGGAAGAAGCUGUCACCAUCAUCGGCGAUGCAUAUGCUGCCGAGUUGCACGUUGUCCGCAUCAUUGCCGUCGCCAUCAUUGUGAGCCAGCUUGUCUUUCUGGGCUUGGUCUACGCGGUUGUAUUUGCGCGGCUAGUGGCGUCGAUCACUGAUGAGGCACAGCGCUCGCGCUCGCUCAUCUUUAUCAUCCGGCCAGAGAUCAUUCAGCUCCUUCCACAGCUUGCACACUUUAUCGAGACGGGCGAGUUUAUCGAGCUGGAAGCCCUGGAGCGGAGUCUGAAUGCACCAGGCCUUGUCCGCCGCUGUGUGCUUGAGGUCUCGGCCAACUCGCGUACAAUCGUGGGCAUGGACGGCGAUGUCUCGUUCUUUGGUAUUCCGCCGCGCUCGCUGCUUCGCCUUCCUAUCUCCGACUGCGUGCCGAAGCUCGCAGAAGCCGCCAAGGCUCAACCAGCCAGUAUAGACCCACUGCUGCGCCACAUGCAGCUUCCGCCGCGCAAGGUGGCCAUCACGCCGUUUGCCUCGGCCAACUCCUCGUCCGAUGCGCGGUUGACGGCGUUCGUCUGGGUCACGCACUACCGGCCGACGCCGUCGCGCGGCCAGUUUGGAUUGUCGCUGAUAGAGGUGCAGCCGUCAACAAGCACGCACCGGGGCUUUACACGCCGCGCGUUGCGGAAAGUGGCGCCGUCACCGUCGCCUGGCAACUCCAAUAUCCGGCUCGACAACCCGCACAGCACCUUUGCCAUCGGCUUUGUCCCGCAUCUUGUUGAUGGUGAUGUGCACAUGGUGCCUGCCGGCGCCACAUCGGAGGCCUCUGGACGCUACCGGCUCACGUUUUUCUUCCGCGAUCUAACUUCUGGCCUCCGCCACACUGCGGACAGCGUCGUCAUUCCUCCAACGCCCCUGCAAACGCUCGGCCCGUUCGAGACCGAGCUAGUUGAGAAGCGUGCUGCUGUCUGCAGCCAUCUUGGAACGCAACUGGGCAAGAUCCAUGCCCAUCUCGUAGUCCAUCCACUCAGUGGAUUAGUGGUCGACGCUGAGGUCGAUCCGGUCGCAGCUGCCUGGCUGGAUGCGGAUCUCUUGAACCAGCUGAGUAUGUCGUCGCUUGUGCCCGGACUCGAUGUGCACGCCCUCGUCUCCUCGCCGUCCCCGAUCGAAGCUGUUGUCUAUCCGCCAGGCGCUGUCCGGACCGCCCUUGUGGCCAGUAUGGCCGCCGAGUCUAUCACCAUAGCGGAGAAUCGCUCAGACGUCCUUGUCGUGGUCGCCGUUCGCUUUCCGCUUGCUGCCGCUCCCGUGGAAGUCCGCGAGCUUGCCACAAGUCGCGAAGCGGGUGUCAUCGUCUUUGCCACCUCUGGCCGAGCCCAUGGCAUCGCGGCACCACUGGCUGCCGUUGGCACCUCGCUCCUUCUCCUCGAUGUGUCGUUUGAUGAGCUUGUGGCCCGGCCGGAACAUGCUCUGGGCCCAUCGCUUCCAACUUGGCUUGCAGAGCCACCGCCACCACCGCUCGACUUCGGCGAACGGCUGACCGGCUCGAUCAUUCGAUUUGAUACCAUGGCAGUGGUUCUGUUUGCGGCACGGCCAUCAGCAGUCACCUUUGUUUCGAACGCGCAGCUCGCUUGUCACGAGCUAUCGUCGUCCAACGACACGCCGUCGACUGCCUCAGCCGACUCGGCGCCCGCGAUUAUGAGCGCAUCCGUCCAGACCGAGCUCUACACUUCCGCCGUCAUGCAGCCCAUCGCGGCUGACGCUUACUGGACGGCGGCACGGGCCGAGGCCCAGCCGCAGCUGAAGGAGCUGGCCUCGCUGGAGCUGCUCUCGAAUCUGCGGCUGUCGGCAUCGCGGAUGGCGACCUGUCUCGGGGCGUCCUCGCUGAGCGUCUCGCGGUCGUCCAAGCAGAAGAUCCUUGCUCUCUGGGUCUAUCUCACUGCACCGCUCUGGGCGUGGGUCCUCCUCAUUCCGGUCGUCUUUCCGGUUGUACACCGCUACUACGAACGGCACGUGGCGCUGGCGUCGACAACGUCGACGGCGGCGCUGGUCUCGUCAUCAGCGCGGACGUGGAUUGCGUAUGCCGCGGCGCUGGUCAUGGUUCCGCUCUCUACUGCUGCGGGCAUCUCACUGUACAUUUUGGUCUCACACUGGUCCCAGCUCGAGCUUUCGUUGGCGGAGCGGAUGGCACCCCUGCUGGGAUACACGCUGGUGUAUCUACUUGCGCUCGGCCUCCUGUUCACCAAACUCUCGCUGCUCAAUGAGCAGUAUCAGCUCGACCGGCUGCGUGCGCUUCUUGACCGUGCGUCUGUGGGCGUUGGCUCGGUGGACGCGGUCGCGACUUCGGGCCACGGCUCGCUCUCGCAUCGCGACAUGGAGGCGCUGCUGGCAACGUACGAGUUUGACGGAACUGACGGUGAUCUGGUCUCGCUGCUCUCGGAGCAGCAAGAGCAAGCUCGCGGACAUGUGUGGGUGAGCGCAUCAGGCGCGUGGACAGAGCAGCAAGAGUCGGAGUCGAUGUCGGGUAUGUAUCUCUAUGAGUACGUUUCUGACUACGAGUCGACAGCACGGUCGUCAGCGUCAGAGUUCCUGGACGAUCUGUCGUCGUCGAGUACCACAGACAUGGAAGCCGGGCCGCGACGGCCUGCGCCGCUGCUGAAGGCGCGCGAGCAAGACGACGCGAUCAUUGAUCGCAUGAUGGCACUGUUUGCCAGCGCGGCGUCAUCGUGGCGGCGGAUUCUGUGCUACGUGGCGCUGGCACUGUCUAUCUCGGCGGUGCAGGCUCUGCUUGGCCCAGUGUAUCGGUCCGCGUCUGCAUCGGGCGGUUUUUCGCUCUCAUCGCUGUGGCGGUCACAUGCCUUUGCGCUGGAUGCGGCGUGGUAUGAGAGCGGCGCGCGAAUUCUUGCGCUGUACGCGCUGUUUGUGACGACACUCUCGGUGGUGCUGCUUCUGUUCAAGGCGCUGGCGGAGCUGCGGUUUGUGGAGGGUCACUUGCGAGCGCUGCAUGAGGCGUCGACGCGUAAGACGUCGCUGGUGGCGCGUGCUUCGGGCAAGCGCAAGCCGUACGUACUGACCAUCGAGAACCAGUACAUGCUGUAUUUGUGGGCCGAGCUGCGGACUCGGAUCCGUGCGCGGAUGGAGGUGGCCAAUCGUGAGGCCGGGCCUGUGGCGGCGAUGGCGCUGGCAGGCGUCAUCACGCUCACGCUCUUUGUCAUUGUGCGCAUCGUGACGCUGCCGCACGACGGUGCGUUCUUUGACGCGCUCGGUGUGUACACCCUCUUCAACAUGGUAGUCCUCCUCCUCUUCCUCUACGCCAUCGUCUCGGCCGGAAUCAGCAUUGCCUCGUACCGAACCAAGCAGCAGUUCUUCCUCACCACCCAGAAGCACAAGCUCCGCAAGCAGCUCUCUGCAGCGGUGGAGGCUUCAUCACAGGCUGCGACCAAGCAAGCGCUGAUGCAGGCGCUCGACGCUCAAAUCCUCGAGGUUGCCGACCAGCCCGCACCGUCGAUCCUCUCCAUCGCGCUCACCGCACAACUCCCGCCUGCAACGGGGGCCGACAAGAGCGAGCUCGCCAUGUUCUUCUUCAACUCGGGCGAGUACGAGUCGGCCGAGGUGGCUCUUGGCGAGGUGGCUGCGGGAGCGAGUACUGCUGCUGCCGAAGCGAGCACGGCCGAAGAGAAGCAGGCGGCUGCGGCCAAGGCUGCCAAGGCCCACCACAUGCGUGCACUUGCUCUGCAUCGUCUCAAGCGGCCCGAAGACGCCAUCGAUGCCUUUGAUUGUGCUUUGGAUCUGCUGCCGGAUGGCCAUGAAGCUGCUGCCGAUGGCCACGCUGCUGGCGAUGAUGCCAUCGCCGCUGUGGCUCUGCCGCGCCUUGAUGCCCGUCUGGCCCGGGCGAGUGUACUGCUGGAUCUUGGGAGGGCUGCCGAGGCCGAGACCGAGGCGACGGCCGUGACCGAGGCGGUGGAGAGCGCGUUUGGCCCCGCCGAUGAGAAGACAAUUGCGGCGAGGACGACGGUGCUGAGGGCGCAGCGGGCCAAGGGCGAAGUUGAGGCCGCGGUGGACGGGCUUGGCGCGCUGAUGCAGGCGGCGGCCGGAGCGCUCGGUCCGCGACAUCCGCAGACCUCGAUUAUCUGGAUUGAGUGGCUUGAGGCCAUGCACGCGGCCGGUGGCCACCCCGACGUCCUCCAGGCGUUCAACGAGUUCAUGGCCGUCGCCGAGGCGGUGCUGGGCAAGACCGACUCACGGCUGGUCGACACCCGGCUGCGAGUCAGCCAGUCGAUGGUUGCGCUCGGCUUCCACCACGAGGCUGUCGAUGUGCUCAAGGCUGCUGUUCGCAUCCGCCGCGAGGUGCUCGGCAAGAGAAAGAAGGCCGGUAAGAGCAAGAACAACAACAAGAACAAGAAGAAGGGUGGUAAGAAGCGCAAGUGA
Thecamonas trahens ATCC 50062 is the source of this 8763-nucleotide messenger RNA. RefSeq lists its product as uncharacterized. The transcript is spliced from 4 exons. NCBI's taxonomy places the organism in Eukaryota, Apusomonadida, Apusomonadidae. The record is from RefSeq and is a predicted model, not a curated record. Gene Ontology annotation, molecular function: protein binding. Bases 1 to 8763 code for a protein of 2920 amino acids.